AUGAACCUUUUUAGUUUAAUGUUAUUAUUUGCUUCAUUUGUAAAAAGUCAAAUUGUUAAUACUACCUGUGGAAUACCAUUUUGUGUUUAUUGUCCAGAAUAUUAUAAUGAUAAAUAUGAAUGUUCCUUAUGUUUGCCACAAUAUAUUCUUAUUGAAGCUGAAUGUAUUUAUUUUAAAAAUUUAUAUUCAAAUUGUGUGGAAAUUGAUACAAGUGGUAAGUGUAUUGCAUGUCAUUAUGGGUAUCAUCUUGUUGGUGAUAAUUGUUUAAUUCUUAUUUCAAUAGGAAAUAGUAGUGGAUGUAUUUCAUAUAAAAAUGAUACUUGUGUAUCAUGUCCACCAGGAACAAGACUUGAUAAUUCAAAUAAUUGUAUUCCUUGUGAAAAAGGUUGCAACGAAUGCUCUGAAGAUAAUAAUUGUUAUUCUUGUCAUUCAAGUUAUUAUCUACUCAAUGGAAGGUGUGAAAAAUAUACACCUCAUUGUUCAAAAUAUGUAUUGGAUAAACCUCUUUGUGAGUCAUGUGAUAUUGGAUUUACACUCAAUCCUUCUACUCAUCAAUGUGAUGUGAUUGUAAUUCAAAAUUGUCUUAUUCAAAAUGAUUUUGGUGAAUGUGAAGUUUGUUAUGGAAAUUUAAUACCAUCUCAAGAUGGUCAUAGAUGUCUUCAUGGAACAUUAAUAGAAGGUUGUUCAAUUUAUUCGUCUGAAAUGUCAUGUCGUGUUUGUUCUUCUGGAUAUUUUCUUAAUGAAACUAAAGGAUGUUCAAAAUGUCCAGAUAAUUGUAAAAAAUGUAAUUCAAAUGGAAAGUGUUCAGAAUGUGAUUCUGGAUAUUAUGUUUCUCCAAAUAAAACAUGUUUAAUAUGUUCUAAAGAAGAAACAACAAUUUGUAAUUCAACAACAUCUCUUCAAGCAUGUAAUACAUGUAAUAAUUAUUGUAUGUUUGAUGACUCAUCUAAUACUUGUAGAGAAAGUCAUUGUGUUAAUUAUUUUAAUGGAACAGAAUUUUGUAGUGAAUGUGAAGAAAAUUAUAUUUUUGAAAGUAAUGGAAAAUUUUGUUUUAAACCAGAAUCUUCAUGUAAAUCAUUUCAGUCUUCAGAAACUGGUAUUAUUCAAUGUGUUGAAUGUCAUAAUGGAUAUUACUUAACAGAUAAUUAUGAGUGUAAACAAUGUGACAAACAAUGUAAAACGUGUAUUUCUUCUUCAGAACAAUGUUUAGAAUGUUCGUUACUUAACGCAAAUUUAGAAAAUAAUUGUGUGGAAUGUAAAAUAUCUAAUUGUUUUCAAUGUAGAGUCAACCCAAAUGAAUGUGAAGAAUGUUAUGAAGGAUAUCAACUCGUUGAUGGUGAAUGUGUUGAUUGUACAUUAACUGAUGAUAUUGGAAAUUGCUUAUUAUGUCUUGCAAAAUCAUCGUCUUUACUUUAUCAAUUACCUAAUGAAGAAGGAAAUUGUUAUUUCUAUUAUCCAAACUCGGGAAUAUUCAUUUCAAUAACUCUAGUGGCUAUUUUUUCUCUAUUCCUUGUACUUUAA
Messenger RNA from Entamoeba histolytica HM-1:IMSS, 1521 nucleotides. Its product is annotated as CXXC-rich protein. The transcript has 6 exons. Bases 1 to 1521 code for a protein of 506 amino acids. Lineage: Eukaryota; Evosea; Mastigamoebida; Endamoebidae. The record is from RefSeq and is a predicted model, not a curated record.